Prinia subflava (tawny-flanked prinia) is the source of this 1961-nucleotide messenger RNA. It is a transcript of the gene HMGA1, whose product is annotated as high mobility group AT-hook 1. Gene Ontology annotation, molecular function: transcription coregulator activity; DNA binding. NCBI's taxonomy places the organism in Eukaryota, Metazoa, Chordata, Aves, Passeriformes, Cisticolidae. Gene Ontology annotation, cellular component: chromatin; nucleus. The coding region runs from base 516 to 812 and encodes 98 amino acids. Gene Ontology annotation, biological process: regulation of DNA-templated transcription. The record is from RefSeq and is a predicted model, not a curated record. The transcript is spliced from 3 exons.
CCCCUAGGCUGGGGACACCCCCAGUGCAGCCCCAUUACCCCUUUGGGUAGCACCUCCCCAGGGCUCACCAGCAGCCAGACCCUCCUGGGGGGCUCCAGAGCCCCCCCAGCUCUGCAGCACCCCAGAGCCCCUGGCUGGGGGCUCUCCUGCCCCUCCCCAGGCCCUGCUGAACCUGCCUUUGCAGACAGGCUAAUUAAAGCCCCAUUAGCAAAAGCUGCUCAGAGAGAUAAGAUGCUGCUGGAGCCUUUAUAGUACCAAACCCCGCUCAGCCCCCCCGAGGCAGGUGGGGUUUGUGCACAUGGUUUUCCUGCAGAAAAGGUGAUUUGUGCCUUCCCCAACACUUCCUGGGCUGCGGCACCAGCAGAGAGCGGGGUCUGGGCUGAGGGGCCAUGGGGACUGCAUGGCUGCGCUGAGUGGGUGAUGCUGGGGGUGGAAAAGGUCACGUCUGAAGGACACACAGGAACUGCCUGGCGUCUGAUCGCCAAUCCCAGUGCCACCAGUGCUCCCAGUUCCACAUGCAAGAGCAUCUCUGCCCCAGCAGGGUCUGCUGGGGGCAAUGGGGCUCCUGGGGUGUGCUGGAGACCACCCUGGGCAUGCAACCCCCUCUGCUCUCCCUCCAGCAGGAGCCCAGCGAGGCCCCGACCCCCAAGAGACCCCGUGGACGGCCGAAGGGCAGUAAAAACAAGGCUACCCCAAAGGGCAGGAAAGCUGCAGUCACACCAGGGAGGAAACCUCGAGGGCGACCCAAAAAAUCGCAGCAGGACGAGGAGGAGGUGAACAUUUCCCAAGAGUCAUCCGAGGAGGAGCAGUGACACCUCCCAAACCGGCGCUACCUCAUCGCCCGACGGCCCCGCAGCGGCCGGGGGAGAGGGGCGGGGAGAGACCCACCGUGCCGCCCUGGCUUCCUCCUCCUCCUCCUCCCUCCUCCGCUCCCUCCUCACCCUCAGACAACGGCAGCACUGGAAAAUGGCCCAACCCGGGCGGCCCCCGCAGCCCCCGCCCGGGGGGGGCACCUGCCCCAGCUCCCCCUCCCCAGCCCCGGGGUUCGGGGCAGCCCCACUGGAAAGGGCAGAGAGCCGGGGCUGGCACCCCCACCUUGGCUGCCCCCCAUGCAGUGAUCUCACCCCGCCAAGGUGGGUGCUGGCUGCUCCCCCCAGCGCUGGGCUCUGCCCCGGGGCCUCUGCAGGGAAGAGAUGGGGGGCAGUGAAGGUGAGACCCCCCCCAAAAUGCAUUAGACCUUUGCUCUGGCCUGCUGCUACCCCGGGCAGCCCCCUUUGUCCCCCCAGUCCUGGGUGACUGCACUGUGUGUGGGAGCAGCUCCCGCGGCGCUGCCGGGGCCGGGUGCCCAUCCCUGGGGUGCCAAUCCCCGGGGGUGCCCCAUCCCCGGGGUGCCAAUCCCCGGGGGUGCCCAUCCCCGGGGGUGCCCAUCCCCGGGGUGCCCGGGCACAGCUGGCUCCGGGCAGCCCUUUCCUCAUAGGUUCUGGUAUAUAUUUUUUUGUUUGUUUAGUACUUUUUUUUCCUUUCAUUCACAACUACCUCUGGAUAUUUAAGUUCCACUCUCUGAACUCACAGAGUGCUGCUGCGCUGCCGGGGCACCGUGGGCUCGGUGGUUCCUGUUUUCGGGGUGUUGCUGGAGGCUGUGGGGUAUUUUUUUUUUCUCCCUCCCCUUUUUUUUGGGCUUCAUUUUUCUUUUUUUUUUUUUUUAAAUUUGUUAUAUUGAGGUCUAGUUUGCUCUGCUGCUUCAAGGGAUCGAGGCUGGCAGGGCAGAGGAGUGGGGGGACCAUGGGAUGCUCCCCCUUUCCCUCUGCCCCCCACGACGGCUGCAGCGGGACCGGAGGUCGGUGCCGGGCGGCCCCGGCGGGAGAGAAUCGGGGUUUGGUUUGGGUUUUUUUUUUUUCGGUUCACUGUUAACGACCUUUUGGGUUCCUAUUUGCAGUUACUUGAAUAAAACAUUUUAUGGA